Asterias rubens (European starfish) is the source of this 2448-nucleotide messenger RNA. RefSeq lists its product as uncharacterized. The record is from RefSeq and is a predicted model, not a curated record. The coding region runs from base 236 to 1684 and encodes 482 amino acids. Gene Ontology annotation, cellular component: cell-cell junction. The transcript is spliced from 8 exons. Lineage: Eukaryota; Metazoa; Echinodermata; Asteroidea; Forcipulatida; Asteriidae. Gene Ontology annotation, biological process: cell-cell adhesion. Gene Ontology annotation, molecular function: cell adhesion molecule binding.
AACAAACGACCAACCAACUUUCAUACCAUUUUUUUCAACGCGAUGUAAAAGAGCAGGCAGCAGUGAUAAACAACGAUUGACUCUAUCUAAAUGCAUUAGUUUCAUCUUAUUGCAAUCUCUGGAAGGAAUUACAAGGAUGCAGCAACUCGGGAAGGACGUAGGAUCAAGACCAAGAAGACACUGAAGGAAAGAGUUGCUAUUCCCAUCUCAUUCUUAGUGACAAUCUCCUGGAGCGAUGAAGAUGCGGUUUAUCACGAGUCUCUGGAUCUGUGGCAUCCUCAUCAUGUUACUCUGUGAGACAGAUCUUUGUCUUGAGUGUUCUGUGCAACUAGAACCACAGUUUCUGCAACCGACAGUCGCUCGUUUGGAACUUUUCCCUGGAAACAGCACACAAUUGAUAUGUGAAGUCCAACGGAAUCUUAGUUCCUGCAAUCUUGGUCCAGGGGUAGAGCCAAGGUACAGCUUGCAGAUAUGGUGGUGUAACUCAACCGACAAAAGCUGCUAUGACUCACCCCUACCAGAGCCACUACCCCCUAGUCCCCCCUUUCUAAAAAUGGACCAGAGCAAACUGAAGAACGCUUCCUCCUUGAUGUCUACCCUAAGGCUGGACAACAUGGCAGAGAGCCACUUGGGUCGGUACUACUGCGUGGCGCACAGUGAGGGUCAAUAUACGACAGCGACUCCUGGAUAUGCGGAAGUGUUCAUAGACAUUCAAGAUAAGUCGCCUGUACGCAUUACCAACUAUACCAAAACGCCGAUGGAUCUGACCAACGGUUCACCACUGGCACUCAGUUGCUCAAGUGUGGGAUACCCUACGCCGAAAGUCACAUGGGAGAAGAACAGCAAACCAAUCCCCGGCCACGAAAAUAGCACGUACUUGGUGAAGAACGUCACGUCGGAUGACGCUGGGAUCUAUGUCUGCAUCGCCCAGAAUGACUUUUAUAAAGUCAGGUCUGGAGAGAUGACGGUGAAAGUGAAAAAGAGCUACCAUGGAAAGGACAUUGCAGUGACAGUGGUCCUUAUUUGUGCAGCAGCAACUUGUGUUGUCUGUCUUCUGGUCAUCACCUGGCGAUUUAAAAAGCUGUGGCGGAAUGGUCAAUGCUGCCCAACGCAUAACAUCUCCAUAAUUGGGAAUAACAGCACUGCAAUCCAAGCGAACACUGUCAACGUGGUUCAUCAUCAAGCCCCAAGUCCACAUCGAACUUCUAUGCAUCAGGAGCGACGGUCAUUUCUACAUUUGCAUGACGUAUUCGUUCACAACCACAGCUCCGACGUCCACUUUGCUGAGCUGAUCCGCUCCAACCUACAAGAGCGAGAGAGCCAUCUAAACAUCGGGUUGUGGUCGGAGGUGGAGCGACCCGAUCGCUCGUCCAGCCGCAACAAACUCCUGCGACUUCGCCUCCUGAACUGCUCUCGUAUCGUGAUCAUCACCUCGGAGAACUACCUGAAACACACCUACCACAGCUUCACAAGCGCCAUGGCCAAGAGUCGAGUCAGCUCCGAGUCCAUCCGAAGAAAAAUGAUCAUCAUCCGAGUUCUAGAGGAGGACAAGAUACCAAGGAGUCUCUGUCAAGAUAUAUUGGCGUCUCUCGAUUAUAACGUGGAAACGGAUAGUUGCUACUUCUGGCCGAAGUUCAUGAAAGUUACCAUACCGGAACAAAGUGAAAUACUCUACUGGGCAUGAACAUCAGUUAGAGGUCGUUCGCUGCAACAGACGUUUUGGGUACAGUGCCUACCCUUCAAUCAUUGUAGUUCUGUGAAUUAGUAAAGUCAUUGAUGCUAUGAAGUUGCAUCGCCUGCUUUUUUUUUGCUGGCAGGCUUCGUGCCUAAAGCCAUACUCAGAUUCAUUUUUUUUUCCAAUGCUCUUCAUCCAGUAACAUUGUGUGGUCUUUAUUUUUUGGAGUAGGCCUACAUGUAAUUACAAAGGUAUAUCCUGACUUUCACGUUCAGCUCAAAUGGAACUGAGGUCAUACAUGUACUCAUGAGUUUGUUCGUUUGUCUUUUUUUUUUUCUUUCUAAUAUGCAUGUCAUUCGCAAUAUUUUAUAACAGUUUCAAGUCAGUACAUCAUUGAUAUAAGGAGUUAUGGCCGUUCACGUUUUCCAAUGGUUUCUAAGCUCGUUCAAAAAGAUUCUGGUGACAUAAUAAUAAGUUGAAGUCUUUUGUAUAAUAAAUGCAAUUAAAGACAAUUAUCCUCACUUUAUAUCACAACAUAUGCAUAAAAUAAACGUGUAAAUUUGGACUCAUAAAAUUGGUCAAUGAAUAGCAAGAAAAUAAUGAAAGGAAAAACACCCUUGUUGCACAUAAAAUUGUGUGCAUUUCCUCAGAUGCCUGAGCAAAGGCUUCAUGUCUGAAGCUUUUAUCAGACUUUUUAGGGAACAGGCAUGUGAGUAACUAUCCAUGAAAAAAAAGAGGAAAAGAGAAAACCGGGUAAGAAAAAAAAGAGGAAA